This is a messenger RNA of Cooperia oncophora, 402 nucleotides long. NCBI's taxonomy places the organism in Eukaryota, Metazoa, Nematoda, Chromadorea, Rhabditida, Trichostrongylidae. The record is from the annotation of a GenBank genome assembly.
AUGUUUCUGACUAAGGUGCAUUAUCACGAGCAGUACGAUGGCUGCACUCACGUGAACGACAUAGCAAUAAUAGAACUUGACGAAAAUGUUCCGGAGUCCGAGGCGACACCGAUUUGCAUGCCGACUAGAUAUCAAGCGAUUAACACUGGUCUCAUUGCAGUGGGAGCUGGCUCGAGGGGUCCCAAUAUCACGGAAAUCUCCCAGAGUCCAGUUGGUUUACAGGAGCUGAAUGUCACAUUCCUGCAAACACGGAACAAGGUUAUUGAUGUGUUAUUGCCUCUAAAAGCAGGAAUAUGUCCCGGAGACAGUGGAGGUGCGCUCAUUCAAACUAACGGUGAUAACAGAUUCAUACAGUUGGGUGUGACGUCUUAUAGCACUUCUUGUGCAAAUCGUAAGUUGUAA